This is a messenger RNA of Thunnus maccoyii (southern bluefin tuna), 1638 nucleotides long. It is a transcript of the gene rbks, whose product is annotated as ribokinase. Bases 100 to 1173 code for a protein of 357 amino acids. The record is from RefSeq and is a predicted model, not a curated record. Gene Ontology annotation, molecular function: ribokinase activity. Gene Ontology annotation, biological process: D-ribose metabolic process. The transcript has 9 exons. Lineage: Eukaryota; Metazoa; Chordata; Actinopteri; Scombriformes; Scombridae.
AUUGCCAUCCGCAGAGCCAAAUUUCUUACAAUAACAUUACUGAUAAAAGCAUGUUUUUAUUUUAUAUACGUAUGCAUGAGCAAUUUUACGCAACAGUAAAUGCGUAGGCACUUAUUCAAUCACAACAAUGGGUCCGGCAGUAGCUGUAACAUAGCAGCUGAUAUUGCGCACUUUGACCCUCUGGUCUGUCUGCAGUUGCUCACUCUACUAGAGCAAAAUUUUAAAUGCAAGAUCAUGACUGAAGAGGCUUUUGAUGUGAUCGUGGUUGGUUCCUGUAUGACUGACUUGGUGAGCAAGGCACCAAGGCUACCCAAAGCAGGGGAAACCAUCCACGGCCAUAAGUUCUUCAUCGGCUUUGGAGGAAAAGGGGCCAACCAAUGCAUUCAGGCUGCAAGACUGGGGGCUAAGACUGCUAUGGUCUGCAAGGUUGGUAAAGACUUCUUUGGAGACAAUUAUAUCCAGAAUUUCAAGGACAAUGGCGUACACACAUACUUUGUAGGGCAGACCUCUGACGCAGCCACAGGAGCUGCCUCCAUCAUUGUCAACGAUGCAGGUGAGAAUGCCAUUGUGAUUGUGGCCGGUGCCAACAUGCUACUAAGCAGCAAGGAUCUACAGGAAGUUGUUCCAGCCAUCAGCUGUGCAAAAGUGCUGGUUUGCCAGCUGGAGAUCAGCCCGACAACAUCUUUGCAGGCACUACGCAUGGCUCAGGACAACAAAGUGAAGACAAUAUUCAACCCAGCGCCGGCCAUUGCUGACUUGGAUCCAGAUUUCUACAGAGCCUCUGAUGUGUUUUGCUGUAAUGAGUCUGAGGCUGAGCUGCUGACUGGUUCCUCAGUAGCUAAUGUGGAGGAAGCAUCUCGGGCCGGGCAGGAGCUGCUGAAGCGAGGCUGUGGGUCAGUCAUCAUCACGUUGGGACCCCAAGGCUGCGUGGUGCUCAAGGCAAAGGAGUCUACCGCUAAACAUGUUCCAACAACGAAAGUCAAAGCAGUGGACACUACGGGUGCCGGAGACAGCUUUAUUGGAGCACUGGCAUUUUACAUGGCUCAUUAUCCCACAAUGCCUCUGGAGGAGGUUGCCCGAAGAGCCAAUCAAGUGGCAGUAGUGAGUGUGCAGGCCAUCGGCACACAGACGUCUUAUCCCUUCAAAAAGGACCUACCAGCCGAGCUGUUCUGAGAGCAGCAAGUCAGCAAACUGACACUAAUAACUGGACAUGAUCUUGAAUGUCUUAUUGAACUGGGAACACAACUUUAUUAUUAAAUGUGCUGCCUUCAGAAACUACUGAGGAUUGUAAAUCUAACAAAUGUUUUGUUUCUUUAUAAAGCAGACCAUGACUUAAAUUUGACUGUCAAUAUAACAGUUAUAUGUAUAGUGCCUAUAUGACAACAAGCCUGCUUCUAACACAGACAAGACAAGCAUCUAAACACUUAUACGGCACAUUAUUGACUUAAUUUAUUUGAUUUCCUCAAGUAGACAAGUGAGUGGUUUACGUACAGUUACCCAGUUCUAAUAAAAAAUGUACAACACUUGACUGAAGCAUAAUGAGUGAUACUGUAUAAAGCAGCACCAUAAUUAUGUCAUUCCAUGACUACACAGACAAAAACAGCUGUGUUGGUCCCAAUAAAUAGCAUCUCUUUGACA